This is a messenger RNA of Manihot esculenta (cassava), 943 nucleotides long. RefSeq lists its product as uncharacterized. The record is from RefSeq and is a predicted model, not a curated record. The coding region runs from base 381 to 713 and encodes 110 amino acids. Lineage: Eukaryota; Viridiplantae; Streptophyta; Magnoliopsida; Malpighiales; Euphorbiaceae. The transcript has 2 exons.
GAGUGAAUUACAGUUCCUAAUCAAUUAAUUCAAAUCAGCUCUGUGGUUUGCCAAUGUCUCCACGCGCUUCCACUGCAAGUGCUUUUGAAUGUAGACGGUAGUAAUAAUUCUGUCGGCUUUACCUUUGUCGCCUGACACAGUUGGUACUCGGGAAUUAACGAAAUCAACCCAAAACCCAGAAAUCAAUUAAGAAGCAACGAAAGAGAGAGAAAGAUUUAGAGACAAAGUCCAAGCGUAAAUGGAGAAAAAUCAAAUCUUUGUUUGAAGGGUAUUUAGUGAUACAACAGGAACAUGGAAAAUCAAGAAGAUGAAGCUUCAACAACACAACAGCCAUCCUCAACAUAUUAUCUAUUCUUAACAAUUAUGAGCAAAAGGAGAACAUGGAGCAAAGCCAAGUCACUACUGCAGCUUCUUGUGGGUGGCCUGCGUUGUAUGCGUCUGUUCUUUUAGGGGCUGUUUUUGGAUUCCUUUCAAUGGUUGCAGCUCUUGCAGUGGCUGUGCCAGCCACCUUGGUAAUAUGGAUCACAGUUCUGGUCUUGUUGACUUUCUUUGGAAAGCCAAGGAGGGCAUUGGUGAUUGAGGGAAGAAAGAUCACUAGAGAAAUUGUUGGGUGUGUGUUAAAGAUUUUGUUAAAGGAAGGGAAUGUUGUGGCUGCUGUUUGUGCUGUUCUAGGCUACUUUGCUCUGGUUAGAAGGAAUUAUGAAGGCAAUUGAUGGGUUUCUUGUUUUAAUUAGCUGGGUUAGUUGCUUAGGGCAGUUGGGAAAGAAAGUGUUCGAUGAUUUUCUCUUUGUUUUGUGGUGCUUGAACUAGGAAUAAGAACUGGGGAAGCUAAAGGGGAUGUGUAAACAGUAUUACUAAUCUACUGUAAUAUGGUCAUUCUAAUCAAGUUGAUGAGCAGGUUUUUUUUUUUAAUUCUUUUAUUAAUGUUUAUCACUUUCUACAA